This is a messenger RNA of Acytostelium subglobosum LB1, 5562 nucleotides long. RefSeq lists its product as hypothetical. Gene Ontology annotation, molecular function: protein binding; helicase activity; zinc ion binding. Gene Ontology annotation, cellular component: nuclear RNA-directed RNA polymerase complex; nucleus. The transcript has 5 exons. NCBI's taxonomy places the organism in Eukaryota, Evosea, Eumycetozoa, Acytosteliales, Acytosteliaceae. Gene Ontology annotation, biological process: regulatory ncRNA-mediated heterochromatin formation. The coding region runs from base 1 to 5562 and encodes 1853 amino acids. The record is from RefSeq and is a predicted model, not a curated record.
AUGGAAGACCAGGAAGAAGAUAAUUUCACGUUUGAUGAUGCAGAGUCACCGACGUUCACAUCGCCAAUAUCAAACUCUGUGAAGUUACCAACGACAUUUAGAGGUACAAAUACGACUGGACAAGUCAUAAAGAACUUCUCAUUCGUCAGUGACAGCAGUAGUGAUGGUAGUGAUGAUGAUGACAAUGAUGCUACAAUCUACGGACUAAAAUCAACAUCAACUACAUCAACUACAUCAACAACAUCAACAACAUCAACAACAUCAACAACAUCUACGAAGCAAGGUGGGCAAGACAAGUCCAAUAACAAUAACAAUUACAAGUUCAACAACAACAACAACAGGAACAAGAACUACAAUAACAACAACAACAACAACAACAAUAACAACAACAAUAAUUACUAUAAUAAUGGAAGGAAUAAUGAUAGGAAUGGCAAUAGGAACUCAGGAGGAAGGGAUGAUAGGGAUGGUGGAAAUAGGUCAUCAGGCCAAACUUUCAGAAAGGAGUGUGAGUUCUGGAAGAAGGGUAGAUGCUUGAAGGGCGACCAAUGUAACUAUUCACAUGAUAAUAACAACAAAGGUGGUAGUGGAUCACAACAACAACAACAACAACAACAAAGGGAUGAACCACAGACACAAGUGGCUAGACAGCCAGAAGUAGAGUUUCCCAAGGGCAACUCGCCAAAUCCAAAGGAAUGGACGAUUGAUAUGGUGGCCAAUUGGUUGAACACGAUACCAGAGUUGAAGGUUGUUAGUAAGGCAUUCAUAGACAAUGAGAUCAAUGGAAACACAUUGUUUGACAUUGGCUCUGAAGACUAUGAAGGUCUAGGUCUGGACACCAUCGGCAAGAGGAAGACAUUUGAGAAGCGUCGUUCACAGCUGAUCAAGUCCAACAGCAGGGGCAACAACAACAACAACAAUAACAACAACAGCAGGAAUCAUUCCAGACUUGUUGGCAACAACAACAACAACAACAACAACAACAACAACAACAACAACAAUAACAAUAACAAUAAUGACAAUAUUGAUGAUGUUCCAAAGGAGUCGGCUGUUGAGAAGAGACAAGCAAAGCUCAAGAAAAUCAAGGAUGAGUACGAACCUUUCAACAGUACAAGGGGCAUCGAUCAGUUCUUGAACAAGAUAAUCGAGAGGUUCAGAUCAGGUGAUAAGGAAGUGAUGUCAGAGUUUGAGAAACCAAUGAAGGAGAUCCAGUUCGAGGAUAUUCUCAACAAUCCACAACGAGAUCGUCUGGAGUCGUCCACCAUCAAGCUGAUCCUGGAACUCUUUGCAAUGGACAUCGUCGCCAACUCACUGCUCUCACAGACCAGUAACCAGAUGUACUUCCGACUCAUGAACUCUCAAUUCAUGAACAAGUACUCCAACUUGGCUGAUUUCUUCCGCUCGCUCUUCUUCACGCACGACCUCACCGUCAUGAAGAACUGCAUCACUGUGUUUGCUCACAUCACUCAGAAAUUCACCAACAGUUAUGGAAACAUCCCUUUGGAGCUGUUUGAGAUCAGUUGGAAGACAUCCAUGUAUCCCAAGGACCAGUACAUUGAGAGAUUGUUGAAGAAGAUCAAGUUACAAAAGAUUGUGAUCAAUGAGGCAGAGUCCAAUGACAUUGUCAGCCUCCCUUACAGAUACCAUGUACUCCCAGUAUACCCUAUUCCCGCAGACCUAGAGACAGACAGACUGCCACCACUCAGGAAGCUCAAAGAGGGUGUCUAUGACAAUGUCGAGGAGUACUUGGAUACACAUUUCAAUCUCCUUCGCGAGGACAUGAUCCACCCAAUGCGAGAGGCACUCCGCGACUUUAGGAAUGGUGAGAACUCCAAGUACUUCUUCAAGAAUGUCAAGUUCACAUCCAUAUCAUGUACAUUCUCAUCAUUCUGCUACAACAUUAGCUUUGAAGCGACCGCCAGGAAGAGGUUUGAUUGGAGAAAGACAUCGAGUUUGCUCAAGGGAUCACUGGUUGGUCUUAGCCACGAUCGAUUCAAGACAAUAAUAUGGGGCGUGGUCGAGGAGAGACCAAUGGAGGGCACCAAACAAAUGAUCACAAUAUCACUGCUCGAUCAUGAGAAUGAAGCUGAUCCUACGCACCUCUUCACUCAUACAUUCAUGAUGAUUGAGUCUCCAUCAUACUUUGAAGCCUACAAGAAUGUACUACAUGCACUCAAGAAGAUCAAUCAAGAUACUCUGCCUUUCAAGGACUACUUGUUGGACUGCAAGAUGGACUGCGAGCCACCCGUCUACCUCAGCAUACGUCCAGAGAUGGACUUUAGACAAACCUUUGAGGACAUUGAUCCACGACCCAUUCACAAUGUGACUCUGUCAUUCCCCACAGCUCUCGACAACUUGGAUGCAUCACAGUUGGAGGCCAUGAAGCAUUGUUUGAGGUCAGAGAUCUCGUUGGUACAAGGCCCACCAGGCACCGGCAAGACAUUCCUCGGUCUAAAGCUGUUCCAGCUAAUCUACAGACACAUUCAGUCCAUCGAGGAUGAGGUCCGAACACCAAUACUCAUCAUUUGUUACACGAACCAUGCGCUCGAUCAGUUCAUCAAAGGUAUCCUGCCCAUCACAGACAAUGUGAUUAGACUUGGAUCAAGGAGUCGUGAUCCAUCACUUGAGAAAUACAACAUCAGAAACAAGCUUGACAGGAGCUACGGUCGACGCCAGAGGUUUGAAGAGAGGAAGGACACUGUGGAGUUGAUCAAGCGUACACUCAAGGCACUCAUAAAACCACUGGAUAAUGAUCUGAUCAAGAAGGUGGCCUUGGAAGAUCACUAUGAUGCAUUGAACUAUAGAGGCAGUGUAUCUUACAAGGAAUGGAUAAAGUCCAUCAGGGAGGUGAUCAAGGCUCAGGAUCAAGCCAGUGAGCAACAGAAGAAGAAUGAAGAAGGCGGUGAGGACAGUGAUGAGGACGAGGAAGUUGUUCGCGAGAGAGUCCAAGAGCGUCAGAUGGACGAUGACAGGGAUGUCAAGGAGAUCGAGGAUAUUGAUAUCAGCUUCCAGAUGUGGGUGCUCGGUCAACCCUCAGACGACUUCCACGACGUGGAUAACAUCUUUGCACUCGAUAUCCCACAGAGAGUACAGCUCUAUCGACAUUGGCAGCAGCUCUACAUCAACAGGCAUCUGGACCAGAUAAUUAUGUACAAGAAAAUGUACCAGGACCUCACGAGACAGAUCCUUCAGCAUGAGGACCAAUCCUACGCCAAUGCUUUGAUGCGUGCUGAUGUAGUGGCCGCCACUACCACUGGCGCCAGCCGACUCAAGCAUGUGUUAGAGUCACUGCAGUCCAAGGUAGUGAUCAUAGAGGAGGCAGCCGAGGUGCUCGAGUCCCAUGUGAUUGCCAUCCUGCCCAAGACCGUCGAACACUUGAUCAUGAUUGGAGACCACAAGCAGCUGCGUCCCUCCAACCAGGUGUACGUGCUGGCCAGCAAGUACAAGAUGUCCAUCUCACUGUUUGAGCGUAUCGUCAACAAUGGCAUGGGUUGCAAGACACUCUCGAUUCAGAGACGUAUGGUGCCCAACAUCUCGCGAUUCAUCAAGCCCAUCUAUCCCGACCUACAGAACCAUUCGUCAGUGGUCGAGCGCUCACUGAUGAGCGAGCACGUUAAGAUCAAGGGCAUUGGGUCCAAUGUCUUCUUUUUGGAUCAUCGCCAGCCAGAGACCACCAACGAGAGGAAUGCAAGCAAGACAAACCCGUUCGAGGCCAACCUAGUUGCCAGACUCGUGGACUACCUGGUCAAGAACAUGUAUCCAGCAUCGUCCAUUGCCAUCCUCACGCCCUACACUGGACAACUGCUCAAGAUCAGACAGAAGGUGAACGAUCUCAAGAACCCGAGACUAAAGGACGGGCUGACCCUCCGCACAGUGGAUCAGUUCCAGGGCGAGGAGAAGGACAUCAUCAUACUGUCCUUGGUCAGGUCCAACCUGACCAACUCUAGUGGCUUCCUCUCGAUCAGCAAUCGAAUCAAUGUGUCGCUGUCGAGAGCCAGGAAUGCCAUGUUCAUCGUGGGCAACUCAGCACAGUUGACCAAGGCCCACGACUUGUGGACCAAUCUCAUAGAGUUGCUCAAGGUGGACAAGCUCAUUGGACCAUCUUUGAGGCUCAAGUGUGAAAACCAUCAGGACCACGUUGUAGAGGUGUCCAGCGCAUCGGACUUUGACAAGGUACCAGAGGGCGGUUGUGGACAGCGCUGUGAGACCCAGUUAGACCCCUGUGGACAUCAAUGUCCAAAGUGCUGCCACUUUGAUGACCCUGAGCACAAGACCGUCGUGUGCACUCAACGAUGUGACAAGCCAUUCGUUGACUGCGACCAUCAAUGCACUCAAUGGUGUCAUCGUGGAACGUGUAAGCCAUGUGAAGAGCAAGUUCAAUGCUUCCUACCGGGUUGCGGUCAUCGCGCCACCAAGAGGUGUUCAGAGCCCGUAAUCAUGGUCGUGUGCCAAAUCCCAUGUCGUAAGCUUCGACCAGACUGUGGACAUCUUUGCGCCGAUAUAUGUGGCAAGACAUGUACUCAGGCAAAGUGCCAAGUGGAUGUUCAGCGUCCGCUGCCAUGUGGCCACUCGCUCAAGGCUAAGUGCUUUGAGAAGACCACCGCGUGCCACAUCAAGUGCAAGGACAUGCUGCCCUGUGGACACAUGUGCAACAUCAAGUGCAAGGAGCAUACCUUUGUCAAUGGAGUCAAACAGCAUCCGACUUGCCACAAACAAUGCGACAGGAUACUCAUAUGUGGACACUCGUGCAAGCCACACGACUGCUCACAGCCAUGCAAGCCAUGCACCAAGCAGUGCACCAAUCGCUGUCCACACUCCAAGUGUGGCAAGGUCUGCAAUGCUCCAUGCUUGCCAUGCAAGAUGAAGUGUGCGCGAGUGGCCUGCGAACAUCAACGAGGCUGCACCAAGCUCUGCCAUGAGGUGUGUGACAUUGGACCCUGUAACAAACGCUGCACCAAGAUACUCAAGUGCAAGCAUCAAUGCAUUGGGCUGUGUGGCGAGAGAUGUCCACUUCUCUGUCGCGUCUGCGAACCCAAGUCACUGGAGCCAAUCAGUCAGAUGACCCUGGACGAGCACGACCCGGAGGACAAGUUCUACAAGCUCUACUGCAACUGCAAGACGGUGUUGGAGGUUGACAACCUUGACACAUACAUGAACAUGGAGCCCGAGCUCCAAGAGUCAAUUGGAGUCAAGAGUUGUCCAUGCUGCAAGGCCACCAUCUACCCACAGAACAUUCGCUACAAGGACGUACUGAACAAGCGAUGGGAGUACGUCGAGAAGAUCAAGACAAAGAUUCGCGAGAUGAUCACCAAGGAGGAGAUCGACUCGGUGGUCAACAGUGAUGCCUUCACAGCAGGCCAUUGGUUCAAAUGUCCCAACGGACAUGUGUACUAUAUUGGUGAAUGUGGAGGUGCCAUGCAAGUUGGACAGUGUAUCGAGUGCAAGGAAGCAGUCGGAGGUCAAAACCAUCGACUACUAGAUACCAAUGCACAUUCCAACAUUGACGGAUCAAUUCAACCGCAAUAUCCAUACGGUAAUGAACCAUUCGGAAGAGUAUUCCGUUGA